Messenger RNA from Oxyura jamaicensis (ruddy duck), 619 nucleotides. It is a transcript of the gene TIMM29, whose product is annotated as translocase of inner mitochondrial membrane 29. Gene Ontology annotation, biological process: protein insertion into mitochondrial inner membrane. Gene Ontology annotation, cellular component: TIM22 mitochondrial import inner membrane insertion complex. The annotation marks the transcript as partial. The transcript has a single exon. Lineage: Eukaryota; Metazoa; Chordata; Aves; Anseriformes; Anatidae. The record is from RefSeq and is a predicted model, not a curated record.
UGCCGGGCGCUGCUGCGGGACUACGCGGAGGCGGCGCGGGACGCGGCUCUCGGCGCCCGGCGGCGCCCGUGGCGGGCGGCGGGGGUGGCGGCGGCCCUGGGGGGGGUCCUGGCCUGCGCGGCGGCCGUGCCGGCCCCCGAAUCCUUCGAGGCGGCCUUGCUGGAGGCCUCGGGGGCCCUGCUGCUGCUCUCGCCCCCCACCCGCAGCCCCCAGGCCGAGCGGCACGUGGGGCGGCUGCUGCGGCGGCGCGACCGCGGGCAGCUGCGGUACCGGGGGCUGGGGGUGGCCGCCGUGGUGUACGAGGCGCCCUACGACGAGGCGGCCGCGCUCUACCGGGCGCGCUGCCCUCACCUGCGCCCGCCCUGGCUGCCCGGCCGCCUGCUCGAUGUCGGCUUCUGGGGCCGCUGGUGGGUGCUGGCGGCGAGGACGCGCGACUGCGACGUCAACGAGGAGGAGUUCGGGAGCCUUCCUCCCCACCUGAGGCGCAUGGAGGCCCGGCAGCUGCGCUCCGAGGAGAACGAGAGGCUGUUCCUGCAGAAAUUCCUCCCCGUCACGAUGCCGGACGGAGAGCGCGGCGGCGAGACGUGACGGCGGGACAAUAAAGGCGCGCGUCCCGGCA